This is a messenger RNA of Dromaius novaehollandiae (emu), 2448 nucleotides long. RefSeq names its product pleckstrin homology and FYVE domain containing 1 (gene PLEKHF1). Gene Ontology annotation, molecular function: metal ion binding; phosphatidylinositol binding. NCBI's taxonomy places the organism in Eukaryota, Metazoa, Chordata, Aves, Casuariiformes, Dromaiidae. Gene Ontology annotation, cellular component: lysosome; early endosome. The record is from RefSeq and is a predicted model, not a curated record. The transcript is spliced from 2 exons. Bases 124 to 945 code for a protein of 273 amino acids. Gene Ontology annotation, biological process: endosome organization; endosome to lysosome transport; positive regulation of intrinsic apoptotic signaling pathway.
CUGGGCGAGCGAGGGGGCGGGCGGCGGCGGCGCCUCGGCCCGCGGGACGGCGGCGGCGCGGGGAGCGGUGCCCGGCGCGGGGCAGGACGCGGCGGACGCCUUCCCGCCCAGAGCGAGUUGGAGAUGGUGGACCAUCUUGCAAACACUGAGAUCAACAGCCAGCGAAUUGCUGCCGUGGAAAACUGCUUUGGAGCGUCUGGGCAGCCCUUAGCUGUGCCAGGAAGGGUCCUUUUAGGGGAAGGGAUUUUAACCAAAGAAUGCCGCAAGAAACCCAAGCCUCGCAUAUUCUUCCUUUUCAACGACAUCCUCGUGUAUGGGAGCAUAGUGAUCAACAAAAGGAAGUAUAAUUCCCAGCACAUCAUUCCCCUUGAAGACGUCACUUUGGAGACGCUGCCAGACACCUUGCAGAUGAAGAACCGCUGGAUGAUUAAAACCUCAAAGAAGUCCUUCGUGGUUUCUGCAGCCUCCCUCACAGAGCGGAAAGAGUGGAUCAGCCAUCUGGAGGAGUGCAUCAGACACCUGCUGACAAAGACAGGCAGGCAGCCCUCUACUGAGCACGCUGCCCCUUGGAUCCCGGACAAGGCAACAGACAUCUGCAUGCGCUGCACCCAGACCAAGUUCUCCACGCUCACGCGAAGGCACCACUGCCGCAAGUGUGGCUUUGUCGUGUGCGGAGACUGCUCCAGGCAGAGGUUUUUGAUGCCGCGGCUGUCCCCCAAGCCCCUGAGGGUCUGCAACCUGUGCUACAGACAGCUGCUGGCAGAAAAGAAGAAGGAAGCGGAGGCUGAUCUCAGGCAGCCAGAGCAGUUCCACGCUGCCAUGCCAGGCUACGAACCUUCUAGUGGCGACGACAGUGACAAAUCUGAUGACGACAAAGUGGACCAGUGGCCAGCAGACACAGAGUUUUAUACCUCAGAAGUAUCUUGGUCAUCUUUCCAUAGCUGACCUUGGGAGUAAGUGGCAUUUGAAAACUGGGAAGCCAACUUCUGGCCUCCAAUGCAUGUCCUUCUUGAUACCUUCUCUGGAGGCCAUGCCUAGGAAGGUGGAUAUUGGCCUCUGUUUGUGCUGUCUAUUUGGGGGACAGGGGUGGGAGGUUGCCCCGAGUAAUUCUGAGCAUUUGUGUCACAUUACACAAGCAGGGAGAAAAACAGCUUAGUGAAGAGCGCAGACUAAGGUAGAGGAGACCUGCAGAUCAAUGCUGGUCCAAGUGAGUUCACCCUUUUGUGCCUUAGUUUUUGUGUCUGCAAAAAUGAAGCAAUACUAACUUCUUUUCUUAAAUGUUUUGAGAUCCACAAUUGGAAGGAAAAGGAGCAGGAAAUCAUUCAUUUAAAUAUGUUUGUCUGCUAGGGAUGAGUUCAUCUUUCUGAGGCUAGAGGACCUCCAGAUGGGGCACUGCAGAAACCUGGUGCUUUAGCUGCCUGUGGUCUGUUUUCUCUGUGGAGAACAGAGAACACCCAGGGCUGGCAUUUUCCAUAAGCAUUAAAUCUACUUUAAAAGAUUCUCAUUGAAAGUGUGCAAGCCCAGCUGGACAGCUUCUCAUCUCUGUAUGGCUGGACAGGAGCAGCGUUAGCAAAGCACUAGAGCAUUCAGCUCUCACAUGGAAAGAAGUCAUUUUGGUGAUAUCAGGCAAGCAGGGAGGGAGGCGGAGAGGAGAAGAGGGUGGGUAAGGUUUUAUAAAGAGGAAUGAGGUAAGGAAGAAGCUUCCUGAAGUUGACUCAACUAAGUGCCAAGCCUCAGAUCUCUAAAUAGGUGGAUUCACCAGAUUACCAAAGGCUUGAUUAACUCAAGUCUAUCAGGUAAAAGAGUAGCCCAGGGAGGAGUUGCUAAAAGUCUUGACAGAAGAUCCAGAAAAUGCCCUAAAUUAGGAUAUUGUGAGGUGCAGCAUUUCAAUGUCCGCUUGCCUCCUGAGCAAGACCCCAGGGAAGUGGAUGCUUACUUGUGUGCUCAUCUCAUUUGGAUCAGUCUCACCGAGUUAAAAGUUAAAAUCCUGAAUGUGUUCUCAGGACCAAAGCCCAAGACUUUAUAGUUAACUUAAUUUGAACUGUUAAGUUCAUGUCAGGUUAGAAAUAAACUGUUUUUAUUCAAAUAUUCUAUCCUAAUAUAGCAUGGGAGUAAAUAUACUGAAAGUUAGACAACAGCAAUUGUAUUGCAGCAGACAUUUCUACAACAAAAUCUCAGUUAUUUCUUAGUAUAUUUUUGUAUUAUGUAUUUUAUAUUCUGGAAAAGGAACAUGGCUGAGAGUAUGCUUCCAAUGUUACAGGCUAUUUCCCUACCAUUAUCUGGUCCAAAUACUGCAUUGUAGGCCAAAUGGCCAGACUUAGGUUUUUUAAAUUUAUGUUCAACAUAAUCAUUGUUACUUUCUUGUAAACUGCCACUGUCCAAUGAAUUUGUAUUAUCUGACUGUGAAUAAAGAUAUGCCCAACAGAAAGAAGCCAGGAAAACACAACA